AUCCCUCUUCAACCUUCAGCUUCUCUGCUGUCUGGAGGGGCACCUUCAACCAGCUCCGCGGUGCACCGGUAGCGGCUUAGUUAAGGAAUAGUAGAAAGACCACUUUCUUACAAGCAAAAUGUCCUUCCUUACAAUCAGCAGGUUAGCACCUAGACUCCUUAAUUCAAAGAAUGCCACUUCUGUCCUAGUGGCUGCCAGGCAUGCCAGUGCAUUAACAAAUCUGAAGGAUGUACUUUCAGACCUUAUUCCCAAAGAACAAAGCAGGAUUAAGAGCUUCAAACAACAGUAUGGGAAAACCAAUAUUGGACAAAUCACUGUGGACAUGGUCUAUGGUGGAAUGAGGGGCAUGAAGGGUCUGGUGUACGAGACGUCAGUGCUAGAUCCUGAUGAGGGCAUCCGUUUCCGGGGCUACAGCAUUCCGGAGUGUCAGCAGCUGUUGCCAAAGGCUCCAGGAGGUCAAGAGCCUCUGCCUGAAGGCUUGUUCUGGCUGCUGAUCACGGGGCAGGUUCCCACAGAGGAACAGGUGAACUGGCUGUCGUCAGAGUGGGCCAAGCGGGCAGCUCUGCCCUCCCAUGUGGUCACCAUGCUGGACAACUUCCCAACCAACCUGCACCCCAUGUCUCAGUUCAGUGCUGCCAUCACAGCUCUGAACAGCGAGAGUACCUUCGCCCGUGCUUACUCUGAAGGUGUCAAUAAGGCCAAGUAUUGGGAGUUUGCCUAUGAAGACUCCAUGGACUUGAUUGCCAAGUUGCCAUGCGUUGCCGCUAAGAUCUACCGUAACCUGUACCGUGAGGGAAGUAGCAUUGGAGCCAUCGACUCUAGCCUGGAUUGGUCCCACAACUUUUCCAACAUGCUGGGAUACAGUGAUGCCCAGUUCACUGAGCUCAUGAGACUAUACCUCACCAUCCACAGUGACCAUGAGGGCGGUAACGUCAGUGCCCACACCAGUCACCUUGUUGGCAGUGCCCUGUCCGACCCCUACCUGUCCUUCAGUGCAGCUAUGAAUGGAUUGGCUGGACCUCUGCAUGGUUUGGCCAACCAGGAGGUGUUGGUGUGGCUGACAGCCCUUCAGAAGGAGCUUGGUGGGGAGGUGUCUGAUGAGAAGAUGAGGGAUUACAUCUGGAACACACUGAAGUCUGGCAGGGUGGUGCCAGGUUACGGGCAUGCCGUCCUUAGGAAGACUGACCCAAGGUACACUUGUCAGCGGGAGUUUGCACUCAAGCACUUACCUGCUGACCCCAUGUUCAAGAUGGUGGCCCAGCUGUACAAGAUUGUACCCAAUGUGCUGCUGGAGCAGGGUAAAGCCAAGAACCCCUGGCCUAAUGUAGAUGCCCACAGCGGAGUGCUUCUGCAGUACUAUGGCAUGUCAGAGAUGAACUACUACACUGUGCUGUUUGGAGUGUCCAGAGCCCUGGGUGUGCUGGCCCAGCUGGUAUGGAGCCGGGCACUGGGCUUCCCCCUGGAGCGCCCCAAGUCCAUGAGCACAGAUGGACUCAUGACCCUGGUGGGAGCCAAGUCAGGCUGAACAAAAAAAACUAGGAGGGGGAAGAAGAAACCGGAGGAGGAAAUGUAUAUGUAUCUUGCCCUCCCCAUCCCAAUGGAAAAGGAUUCAAAGAGACAGUACACUUUUAAAAAUCAAUCUCAAAAGGGACUUUAAUUUGAACUAUUUCUUUGUUACAUGUACAUUAUACAUUAGCUCACAGGUUUCCCCAUCAUGGCUGGACAUUUUGAAAAUAUCAAAAUCUACGAACAGGCACAUGCACGACACCCUUGUUAUAGCAAAGAUCUCUGAUUGGUGAACUGUCACCUCCAAAACAAAAAGAAAUCAGGUAUUGUCAGCAAGGAACUAGUUAUUAAGCAAACUUGACCUUGGUUGCUUUUGUUAACUCAUCAUCUGGAAAGUAAAAAGCAUUUUUUGUUUGACAUUUACCAUAUUUUUCUCUGCAAUUUCCCUCGACCCUAGUCUGCCAGUAGACUCCACUCCCAUUAUGAACACUCCAGUUUAGGAAAUGAUUUAAAAUAUAUAAUUAAGCUGUUUAGAUGAACAUUGGAAUCAGUUCAAAAGAAACAGCCCCUUUAAAUCUUUUUUGUUUCACAUUUCUCUCUGACUUUGAAUUCUCUUGUUUAGCUGAUGGCACUCUAUGAUCAAAAUAACUUUUCUAUCACAAUAAUCUUGGUUGUGUAUCACUUGUAAUACUACAGUAUGUUAUUUUAUGUGGGAUUUGUGUUGGCAAAUACUUGAGUGAUUGUUUGAGAUCUGUGGUCUUUUGCUUGCAGUUAGUUCCUGAGAGCAAGCUAAAAUAUAAUUGGGCUUUUAUUUUUUUGGGGGGUGCUCUUAUUGUGUUGGAUUAAGUUUGUUUCCUAUUCCCCAGAUUUCAGUGCUGUUGUGAUCUACUACUACCCAAAAUAAGCACUUGCUAGUCUGGAUUCCUUAAUUAUUAGCAGUAGCAAGAUCCCUGUUUUAUUUAGUGUCCCUUUAACUGAGGGGUGUUUAUUAACCUUGUCUUGUUUGUGGGUCAAUAAUUUGUGGUUUUAUUUAUACUUAUUUGUAUACAUAGGAUAUCAUUAUAUGUAUAACCUGAAUGUAUGAGCUCUACUCAGCCAUAUUGCUUAAAAAAAAAAACAGUUUCAUUUUACACCUGUUGCAUAAAGCCUCACUCAACUCAAGUGUAUCUUUUUUUAGGGGGGAUUUAAGUCUUAGAACUUAUUUUAAUGAACAUGUAAUCUGCUUGUAUUGUAAAUAAUUUAAUAGGCUAUUUGCAUUAACAUCUUGGCAGGUGUUUACAUUGAAUGUCUCAAGCUUGUUCUCAGGCCAUAGAAGUAGUGUUUGUCUGAGGAGCAUUAACCGUUAAAGGUUUCUGAACACUCCAUUUUGUGUAGCAGUCAUUUUUUUUCUGCUAUAACUGUGGAACUGUAGACCUUAAUGUUUGCCAGACUUUUGUUUCUUUAAUCCCUUUUAAAUCUCCAUGCCUUGUUCUGGUUUUUCCUCGUCUGGCUUUCACAGUUGUUUUAAUUGUCCCCCACUACAUGUUCUACUUGUCCUUUUGUUUUGUGUUUGUAGUUAUUUUGAUCAUAAAGGUAAUACUGUUUUGUGGAUUGGGUAGAAUUCAGAGAAUCAGAGGAGCUAGUGGGGCUCAAUGGGUCAGAUAGGGGAAGGUGCUUACAAGAGAAAAAAUGGGAAAACUUAAACUAUUAAAGUUUUUAAAAACAA
Hypomesus transpacificus is the source of this 3211-nucleotide messenger RNA. RefSeq names its product citrate synthase (gene cs). Gene Ontology annotation, biological process: tricarboxylic acid cycle; carbohydrate metabolic process; citrate metabolic process. The coding region runs from base 119 to 1525 and encodes 468 amino acids. The record is from RefSeq and is a predicted model, not a curated record. Gene Ontology annotation, cellular component: mitochondrial matrix. The transcript has 11 exons. NCBI's taxonomy places the organism in Eukaryota, Metazoa, Chordata, Actinopteri, Osmeriformes, Osmeridae.